UACUGCAACAUUAUGGUAUCUCCAUUAAGGUCGUGUACAGAAAAGGAGGAUGGCCAAUUAAUUUCAAGAAAUUUGUUAUUCUUUUACAACCAAACUUCAAAACGAAAUUGAUUGAGGAAAUGCUGGUAGACCCGUAAGAAAUACAACGUACUGUUGAGGUUACAGCUAGAAAUUCCUGGGGAACUUGCUUGCAGUUAUGGUAAGAAAUAUCAAGUUCACUGCAAGUAUGAUCAUAAGGCAUGGUGGAUGUAAGAGACUGCGUCACAUAGCAAAUUCUUUUCAUUUAUGGUGAUGAAGUUAAUUAGGAGACUGCAAAGACAUCUAAUAGGGGUCUUAAUCUCAGAUUAGUACAUACUUAAGGCAUGACUAUUGCCCAUUUUAAUGACAAAAAGAUUGUUAGGGAAGUCACGCAUCGAUCGGGUGUUGUUGGGGGUUGAGAGAUAAGGGUGGUUUAAAGCAAAGUCACAUGUGUACAUGUUGGACGCCUUUUUAUUCAAGCGUUUGAUCUAAAUUUCUCAUCAGUAAUCCUGAGCUUCUAAACUUCAACACCUCCUCCUCCUCCCCCCUCUUCUCCUCUCUCUGGUUUUCUCUUUUUCACUUAACCUUAGUUUUCCCAUAUUUCUCAUGGAUGUUUACUUCAUGUUGUUAUACUGUCUUCCUCUCUUUUAUUUCUUCCUCUUUCUCGUGAAAAUUAUUGAUCGUGAGAACCAGUCUUGUUACAUAUUAGACUAUGAAUGCUACAAACCAACCGAUGAUAGAAUGCUCAGCACUCGGUUCUGUGGUGAACUCAUAAGAAGAAACAAGAACCUCGGCCUCCUCGAGUACAAAUUCCUCUUGAAAGCCAUUGUUAGCUCCGGCAUUGGUGAACAAACAUAUGCACCAAGAAUGGUCUUCCACAAUAGAGAAGAGUGCCCUACUCAAGAUGAUGGGAUCGAAGAGAUGGAGGAAUUUUUCUAUGAUUGCAUUGACAAAGUUUUGAAGAGGAACGGCAUUUCGCCGUCCGAGAUUGAUGUGCUAGUGGUGAAUAUUUCCAUGUUAGCUGCGGUCCCAUCUCUAUCAGCUAGAAUUGUCAACCAUUAUAAGAUGAGGGACAACAUCAAGACCUACAAUCUCACUGGUAUGGGAUGCAGUGCAAGUCUGAUAUCGGUCAACAUUGUCCAGAACAUAUUCAAGACACAAAAGAAUUUGUAUGCCCUUGUCAUAACAUCAGAGUCGUUGAGUCCUAAUUGGUAUCCAGGAAAUGACAGAUCCAUGAUACUAGCAAACUGUUUGUUCAGAUCAGGCGGUUGUGCGAUUCUUUUGACUAAUAAGGUGGCUUUGAGGAACAAAGCCAUGUUUAAAUUGAAAUGUCUAGUGAGAACUCAUCAUGGAGCAAGGGAUGAAGCCUAUGAUUGUUGCAUACAGAAGGAGGAUGAUCAAGGCCGCGUAGGGUUUCACCUCGGCAAGAAUUUGCCAAAGGCAGCCACACGUGCUUUCGUCGAUAAUUUGAAGGAAAUAGCACCCAAGAUGCUGCCUAUCAGAGAGCUUCUACGGUUCACGGUAGUUUCUUUCAUCUGGGAGAGGAUGAGAAGUAACACCAAAGAUGGAAGCAGCAGCAGCAGCAGACCUGUUAUUAAUUUCAAGACUGGUGUGGACCAUUUUUGCAUUCACACCGGAGGAAAGGCGGUGAUCGAUGGGAUAGGGCAGAGUCUGAAUCUGACCGAGUACGAUUUAGAGCCAGCAAGAAUGACUCUCCAUCGAUUUGGGAAUACUUCUGCUAGUAGCUUGUGGUAUGUUUUGGGGUACAUGGAGGCUAAAAAGAGGCUGAAGAAAGGUGAUAGAGUUUUUAUGAUUAGCUUUGGAGCUGGAUUUAAGUGUAACAGUUGUUUGUGGGAGGUGGUAAGAGAUGUGGGUGGUGGAAAUGCAUGGGAAGACUGCAUUAAUAGCUAUCCACCUAAAACCCUAACGAACCCUUUCUUGGAGAUGUACGGGUGGCUCCAAAAUGAGGAUCCAGACACCUUUUACGUUCCUGAAGACUUUGUCAUCCCAUGACUCUUCUUUUGAUCAUUGUAUUGUUAGCACUUCUCAAUUAUUUUCCUUUUCCUUUCUUAAUUUUUUGCAUGAAUGUCAAACAAAAAGCUUUUACAGUUUUAUUUUCAUUUCCGGAUUCUUUCUCAUCAAAUAGUACGUAGGAGAUGUGGCUCCUUGUAUUUGGGCAAGAAGCUUGCUAUAAUUCUUGCUUCAUAUUUUCUCGACUUGUAUACAGUAUAUGUGGUACAAAUAUAGAUAUAUAGCUUCCAUUUUCUGCUGGAAUGUAGUUCUUGGUAUUAUUGAAGAGGGAACCAGAGGAUCAUCAUGUCCUUAGAGGCAAAUAAAGCGACAUGUUACUGAUUAUGGCUA
Molecule: messenger RNA, 2379 nt
Organism: Coffea arabica (coffee)
Lineage: Eukaryota; Viridiplantae; Streptophyta; Magnoliopsida; Gentianales; Rubiaceae
Product: 3-ketoacyl-CoA synthase 12-like
Biological process (GO): fatty acid biosynthetic process
Cellular component (GO): membrane
Molecular function (GO): acyltransferase activity, transferring groups other than amino-acyl groups
Source: RefSeq, a predicted model, not a curated record